AUGACUGUGAACUCAAGGAACACUUGGACAAUAGAGACGGUGACUCCACCACCUCCCCGGGCAGGAGGAAUACGCGGCACUGCGGACAGACAGCAGAAUUCCGCCUUCCAGAGUGUCCGACUUCUGCAACUUGCCGGGUAUUUCAGCCACGCAGAGACACAGCGACCUCCCAAAUGGUCACCGCGAACGGGCGUUACCAGGGCAUUCCCCAAGGCGUCUUUAUCCCCUCCGCAAGUCUCCGGACGCCUCGCUCGCCCCAAGCCCCGCAGCAGCGCAGCCCCACCGGCUGCUGCCCGCACGGCUCCCAGUGCCACCCGCACUGCCCCCAGCCUGAGUCAGCCCUGCAUGGGCCAGCCGCAGCCCCCGGGACCCCCCGGCAGGGGACAGCUCCGCGCAUCGCCCCCGCCAUCCUCCGGGGUCGGAGCCCCCCGGGCCCGCCGUGAGCACGGUGCGCGGCUCUCACCAGGAGGAGGGUGGCGAGGGCCGCGGCGGCCACGGGCAGGGAAAGGGACAGGGGCAGGGACAGGGACAGGGGCAGGGACGGCGGCAACGCCGCCGCCAUCGCCCCCGGCGGCGCGCGGGGCUCGGUCGCGCGGCAGCAGCGAGGCGGAAGCGGCCGCAUCGCCGGGAGCCGCCGGCGCCCCCCCGCGGCCGGACCCCGCCAGCGCCGCCGCCGCCAGGGCCAGUCCUCCCGCAGAGCCCGCCGGGCGGGCCGGCCGUCAGGGGGCGCUGCAUGCGGGGCGGCGGUGGUGCCGCCGUGGCGGCCGCCUUAAAACUGUGGAACCAUUGGAAUAUUACAAAAGAUUUUUGAAAGAGAACUGUCAACCUGAUGGAAGGGAGUUAGGUGAAUUUGGGGCAACCACUGUCAGCAUAGGUUCAAUUACAACUGCAGAUGGUUCUGCCCUGGUGAAGUUAGGAAGUACCACGGUGAUUGGAGUGAAAGUAGAACUUGCUGCACCUGCAGCAGAUUCUGCUAAUAAGGGAUAUAUUGUACCAAAUGUAGAACUGCCAUCCCUCUGUUCAGAGAGGUUUCGCUCUGGACCACCUGGUGCUCAAGCAGCGAGCCAGUUCAUUGCAGAUGUGAUUGAAAAUUCACAGAUGAUAGUGAAAGAAGAUCUGCGUAUUGCAAAUGGCAAGCUUGCUUGGGUGUUAUACUGUGAUAUCAUAUGUCUGGACUAUGAUGGAAACCUUUUGGAUGCCAGUGUCUUUCCUUUGUUAGCAGCAUUAAAAAAUGUACAACUGCCACCGGUUAUUAUAAAUGAAGAAACUGGUUUAUCAGAAGUGAAUUUAAAACAGAAGACUCCUUUGAUUAUCAGAAAGCAUCCAGUUGCCACAUCAUUUGCUGUAUUUGAUGACACAGUACUCAUUGUUGAUCCAACUGCUGAAGAAGAAGAUUUAGCAACUGGAACAGUAACCAUUGUCACUGAUGAAGAAGGCAGAUUAUGUUCUGUCCAUAAACCAGGUGGAAGUCCUCUUACAGGCAAGCUUCAGGACUGUAUCACCAGAGCAAUUACAAGACACAAAGAAGUAAAGAAGCUGAUAGACAAAGUAAUAAAAAGUAUAAUGCCCAAGUGAACAAAAGGAGAGAGCUUUUCAAAAAUGGAUUUGUAAAAAUUGUAUUUGUUACAGUGUUCACAAACCUUUUAUACUAAAUAAACAAAUACCAAUACUACCUUUACAAA
Molecule: messenger RNA, 1682 nt
Organism: Corapipo altera (White-ruffed manakin)
Lineage: Eukaryota; Metazoa; Chordata; Aves; Passeriformes; Pipridae
Product: exosome complex component RRP43-like
Biological process (GO): nuclear polyadenylation-dependent rRNA catabolic process; U1 snRNA 3'-end processing; U4 snRNA 3'-end processing
Cellular component (GO): nuclear exosome (RNase complex); cytoplasmic exosome (RNase complex)
Source: RefSeq, a predicted model, not a curated record